UGGAAGCCAGCAUGGCGCUAUGUUGUUGAAUUUGUUUGCUAACUUCGUCCAUGCGGUCAUCAACACGUUUUCCAAGAUUCUCAGUAGCUUUUAGUAUACUGUCUUUGGAUGUGUUGGGGUCGUUAUCAACAGCCGUACCUUUUGCUUUUUUCUCCAUAUGUGGUUUUUCAGGAGUAUUAUCAGGGGUUGUUAACAGUCUGUCCCUCUUGUUGUGAAAGGGAGGUCUUUCACUGCCGGAGGUUUCGUGUUGUUGUUUUUCUUCAUGUUCGGGCUGAAACAUCGUCAAUAUAACUCAAAGGAGUGAAAUAUAUAACUUUAAGAUUAUCAUCAUCAUCAUCACAGUUUAUUUAUAUAGCACUUUAAAAACACACAAGGCUGACCAAAGUGCUGAACAAUAGAAAUAUAAGAGAUUAUAACAUUAGUGAGGAGUUCAGACGGAUGUGACUGCUCAGCCCGCCAUCUUGCCCUGCCCCCUUUGUGUGAGGACCUUAUCAGGAGGAAGUCGGCUAAAGCUGAAGCUGCGGCCUGGCCCGUCAGGGGUACCAGUCGAAGAACUGGUUUUUGAACAACAGCAGCGUCUGGAUUUUGAAGAAAUUCAAAUGCAACAAAAUGAUGAUGAGGAGGACAGAGUUCAGGACAAGGAAGAAGAGGCUGAUAAUGAAGAGGAGGAAGAGGCUGAUGUUCCAGCAGCGGGCAUAGAAAUAAAUCCACCUCAGGAAGUAGAAGGACCUGGUAACAGUCGCCCGUCCGUCGGAUAACAGUCGCCCGUCUGUCGGGUAACCCGACGCACAGAUAUCCAUCAAGAACUGUAUUUGUCUUAUGGUGAAGCUGAGGAGAAGAACGACAGGAGAGAUGUGGGAGGUGGUGACGGUACAAAGCCCAAAUGAGACGUCCAUCCUGACAUCACCGACUCAGGACUUUCAUGAAAGCCUCCACUCUUUGCUGCUGUGGCUCGCUCACGCAGAGAGCGGACGCUACGCAGUGGACAUCGGCCACCCAGACACGACUCUCACAGCGCUGCAACAGCACAGCAACACCCUCACUGCUCUGCAAAAGGAGCUGCAGGACAGGCAGGCUCAUCAGGCCUCCCUUCAGACUCUGUGGUCUCAGCUCCAGCCUGAAGACGGCACAGAGGAGAGCAACGAGGCCCGGGAGAAACUCCACGUGACGGGGAGCAAGCUGAAGCUGCUCCUGAAGCAGGUGGACGGCGACCUCAGCAACCUGCGGCAACGUCUGGACUGUGAAUCUGCUACAGCCGCCCAGUGUCAAAGUGUUUCUCAGGAGGCUGCAAAUUCAAAGAAAGGCUCCUCCACUCAAAGAGAGAAGCGGGAAUCGUCUCCCCCUCGAUCCUUCUUCUACCGGGCCCUGCGUGCCGCCUUCCCUCUUCAGCUCCUGCUGCUGCUCCUCCUGCUCCUGCCCUGCCUGAUUCCAAUGUCGGAAAGUGACUCCACCCUUACCAAUAACUUCGCCCGGUCCUUCUACCCCAUGUUGCAUUACCCCAACGGCCCACUUGAUUGUAAUAUCCCUCAGGGCUCUAUACUGGCCAUUUGCCCGGCUGAGAGUGACAUUGAAAGUGUCCUUGAGAGUGGUCCUGACAGUGACACCGAUCACAGUGACACUGACGACGACACUGAUAACAACAACAGUGAUAACAAUGACACUGAUGAGAAUGACAAUGAUGAUGGUGGAGACAAUGUUCAGGAUGGCCCUGUGCCACUGGCCUCCAGCCCAGUACUGGGAGGUUCAAGGAGGAGACCAAGGGAGGAGGAGGAUGAUGAAAAAGAAGAUGGGGCACCUGGACAUCUAGCAAACUAA
This is a messenger RNA of Maylandia zebra (zebra mbuna), 1815 nucleotides long. NCBI's taxonomy places the organism in Eukaryota, Metazoa, Chordata, Actinopteri, Cichliformes, Cichlidae. The record is from RefSeq and is a predicted model, not a curated record.